Molecule: messenger RNA, 3226 nt
Organism: Polyodon spathula (Mississippi paddlefish)
Lineage: Eukaryota; Metazoa; Chordata; Actinopteri; Acipenseriformes; Polyodontidae
Product: CD180 antigen-like
Exons: 3
Coding region: 394-2286 (630 amino acids)
Biological process (GO): cellular response to lipopolysaccharide; positive regulation of lipopolysaccharide-mediated signaling pathway; B cell proliferation involved in immune response
Cellular component (GO): extracellular matrix
Molecular function (GO): protein binding
Source: RefSeq, a predicted model, not a curated record
UCAUGUCCUGUUUUUGCACUACAAAAGAAAUUAAGGGUAAGCUCUCCAUAGUUCAGUUUUUGUUUAUGAACAUGAAUCUAGAUGAUUUUUUGCUUAUUUUGGUGAUUUUUAAUUUUUCUGGUCUUGCUCCAACAAUGAAAUUCUCAAGGAUGGAAUGUUCACAGUAGCAAAUCAUACACAUUGACAGGAAGAAUUGAAGACCUUUCAUAAAUGUGUGCAGAUGGAUUUCCUGUUACAAGAUGAAUUACCAUAGGAAUGAUACGACAGAUGAGCAUUUCCAAACAUACCGCAGGUAUACAAACACAGCCCUAGAAACAGAACAGGAAACUUUCCUUUACUGAUUUUCAACAGGCUGCCCAGGAUAAAACGUAUGACUGCAGCGGACAAGGACUGAUGAGUAUUCCCGAGUCCCUUCCACCGUCCACCACAGGGUUAGAUUUCAGCUUCAACACUCUCCCUUUCAUUCACAACUCGACCUUCAUCAAACUGAGGGAGCUCAUCGAUCUGGAUUUAACAAGGUGCCAAAUUAACUGGAUAUACGAGGAUGCCUUCCAGUACCAAAUCAACCUGCAGACACUGGUUUUAAUUGGAAACCAAUUCAUGUUUAUUGCUGAUAAUGCCUUCAGUGGCCCUAUGAAAUUGAAGCAUCUCUUUUUAGCCCAGACAGCAUUGAGUACUCUGCGGUUUGUACCCAUCAAGAACCUGAACUGGUUGGAAACCCUGGAUUUUGGUGAUAACGACAUUUACUCACUGCAGUUUCUGAGCAGUUUUACAACAAGGAACCUGAAGAAUCUCGAUUUCCAGUUGAACGGCAUUCAGAAAAUACAUCCUACUGAUGUUGAGGUAUUAAAGCAUGUCAUAGGACUCAACCUAAACUUCAAGGGUAAUGACAUUAUUUUUAUUGAACCGGGAGCCUUUGAUUCAUGUCAGUUCAACAGCUUGGACUUCAGCGGAUGCCUUAAUGAGGUCGACUUGUCUGUGAUUUUACUCGGACUAAAGGGACUCAGCACUAGAGUUUUAAAGCUAGGUACCUAUGAUGACACUCCAGAGCCAACAGAUAUAACUCCUACAUCACUCCAAGGGCUUUGCGAUAUCACAGUAGAGGAACUCAGUUUCCAGUUACUUAGUUUCAAGGACUUCAGCAAUGCAACAUUCAAAUGCCUGACCAAGCUUCAAAAACUAGACCUGACUCGAAGUCACAUUAGCUUUCUACCUUCCAACAUUCAAGGUAUGGACUCCCUCACUCACCUAAUUCUAAACGAGAACCAUUUCCAAAAUGUCUGUUUAACUUUUGCACAAAACUUUCCUGCUUUGACCCACCUCUCCUUAAAAGGCAACACAAAAAUUCUACAAUUCCAUCAAGGUUGCUUGCAAGCUCUUUCUAAACUUGAACACCUGGAUAUGAGUCACAGCUUUCUUCAAACAGGUAGCUGCUGUGGUAUUCAACUUAAAGGCCUGGGCAGUCUGCUUCACUUGAAUAUGAGCUACAACAGCAAGAUGAGCAUGCAAGGGCUUCCAUUCAGUGAGACACCAAACCUGUUGCUCCUCGACUUGACACAGACGGCAAUCACCUACAGUGUAUCUCGGGGGCCUUUCCACAACUUGCAGCAGUUGCAAACUCUCAACCUGUCACACACCUACACAAACACAAGCAAUGUGUACCUGUUGGAGGGGCUUCAAAGCCUACGUGUGCUUAGUCUGCAAGGAAACUCAUUUCAUUCCGGUGUUAUCCAAGUCAGUGAAAUGUUUAAGUGCGUGCCUAAGCUGGAGAUACUGAUCCUAUCUGAAUGUCAAUUGACUGCCAUUGCAGACAAGGCAUUUGAACCUCUUAAGGAGCUAAAGUAUGUCGACGUAAGCAAGAACAGUCUUUUUAAAUUCAACGGUCAUGCCUUCCCUGCUCUGAAGAACAUCCAUCUGAAUUUCGCAAGGAAUAACAUUGAGAUCAUAGCAGUGGAACAGAUUAACCUAAUGGAGCCCAGCAGUAAAAUAAGGCUGAGCUACAACCCAUUGUUGUGCAACUGUUCCAACCUUGACUUCAUCAAUUGGUAUCAGCAGAACAUGGAUAAAAUUUUGGAUCCAGAAGAGACUGACUGUGGUUCCCCCAUGCCAGGGACCAGGGUAGCGGAUGUCCACCUGUCUUGUGGCAAUCACUUGGUACUGAUCAUUUUACUUGUGCUCUCUGCAGUGCUGAUAAGCACUCUUGCUGCUGUGGCUGGGAGGAAGUGCCACAUACAGUCAGUGCAUGCAGGCUUUUGUUCCUACCAAAGGCUUGAAACGUAUCAUUAGUGAUCUUAAAUGAUAAAAAAAUAAUAAAACACACACACACACAACAACUAGGUUCUGAAUUCUUUGAUGAUGAUUUCUCCUUGCUACAUAAAAUUGCUUUUUCAGUUUUUUUCGUAUUCCACGAAGGCACAGACGUGGGUUGCGGCCUCCUCAGUCUGCAUGGACUGUUGGUCUUGCUCUGGUUUUGAACAUGAGUAAGACUGGAAAGCAAUUUGUUGCUACAUGUACUGGGGAGUGCUGGCCUUAUUUAGUUCAUUGAUUGUUAUUUUUUUUUUCUUUUGCCUUUGCAUGAUCAACAAAUUAUGCAUUAUAAUUGCAAUGUCUUAAUGAAACUAUUCAUAAUCACGCCCUGUUGGAGCUGUUUUAUAACACAGAAGUUCAGUAAUUAGUCAAGGUAAAGAGCACACUGUGCACCACAAGUAUAGCUGCACUCCUGCAGGCACAUUACUCAAAGGCCUUCUUGUGUGAAGUAGGCCAGUUUAUUGGUACACAUACUGACAAUGAAAAAAAAAAAAUCAGUGAUGACCAAGUAUCCACCACAAAGGGGAACAACUGAAAAAACAAUCUGACAACAGAUUAUAGUGCAUAUUUUACAUUUACUCUUGUGUUCAGAUUCUUGCAAAUAUACCCAGGGUGUGCAGUUUCUGUACUGUUUCGGGAUUACGCUGAAAAACUAGCAAUAUUAUCUAUCAAUCAAUCUAUUUUAUAUAGCGCCUUUCAUAGUGGACCACCAUCACAAAAUGCUUUACAACAUGCAUUAAGCAAAAGCAUAUCCCGAUUUGCAAUUGGAAAUUAAUCUAUACUUUGUUUUGCCUUUCAGUGGAAUUAAUUGAAAUCCGGUACAAACCAAACAAGACAAUUUGCUUUAAUAGGCUUAUUUGUACUACCUGUGUGAUGUUUUUUCGGUUACAAAAAUGUAAAAUAAAGAAAUGAAUAAAUA